GCCUGAUCGCAGCUCAUCACAAUGAUAAGUGCUGGAGUCCUGGGAAACAAAGAGGAACCAAGUCCUCCUCCCACGACGAGAUUCUGCCCACUCCGACCUGGCUGAUCACCCCGGCCCAACAAUGGCAAAACAUGCUCCUGGAAAUGUCAUUGAUGCCGGCGGUCUGGUGAAGGAUCCAGCAAGUGGCAGUUUUGACCAAUAUACGCAAGAUAAUCUGAACGCCUGGAACGCAAUCGCAGGCGAUUGGGAGGUCAACCAGUCGCCCGAGGUAAAUGGCAAGGCCGACGAUGGCAACGAUAUGUUCACGCAGUGUCUGCUGCCCGUAGUCGAUGAGCUGGCCGAGUGGAAGUUCGGUCAAACCGUAUUGGAUCUCGGAGCUGGCAGCGGCAUCAUUGCUCGUCGAUUCGCCAAGCACGGCGCCAAUGUCACCGGACUGGACUUUUCAGAAGCCAUGCUCGAGAAGGGCAGGGCGCGAAGUAAGAGUGAGCACGUCGUUGGGAGCAUCACCUACGACUUCAUUGAUCUCAUGGAUUAUGAUGGUAUGGCCAAGUACAUGGCCGAUAAGGACCGAUUUGAUGUGAUUACUAUCAGCACAACUCUCAAGUCAUUGCCAGAUCUACAACCUCUAGCAAAAGCCUUACCUUUGAUGUUGAAACCAACUGGUCGGGUAGUGAUAGUCGAUCUACAUCCAGCUUUCUCAAAACCCGCAGGUCAUCGCGGGAUGGAGAUCUUCGAAGAUCCCAAGACCGGUAAGCAGCAGCUCAGCACAUAUAUCAAAGUGCCACGGUAUCUCAAUAUACCGCCCUCGAAGAGUGAGGCAGUGCGAGGGCAACCAGAGCCAUUGUGGGUGUUUCACCGACCAUUUUGGGCGCUUAUGCAGCCCUUCUUCGACCAAGGCCUUGUACUCGACGCAAUGCGAGAGCCAGCGUUCCAAGGUGACCCGGUAUUGGCUCAAGCGCAGUCAUAUCACAACUUCCAGCAGACGCCGAUGCUCCUCGCUUUCCGUUUAAAGCUGCUUGCGCCUGCGACAUGACCAAUAGCGGUUGUGUUCGGCAUUUGAUAGUCUGGGGAAUAGGGCGCCAUCUGGAGAUGCAUUCACGCGACCACUGCUAGCACUCAACAGUCCGAAAGAAUGCCCGUCUGGGCCAAUGCAGUGCUGCCAUGUUGCUGACGACGGUGCUCUUCGCGGCCGUUUAUGCAUGUUUGAGCCCGGUCAGCGACAGCAAAGCCUGAUCCCAGAAGCGAGUGCUUCCGGCGAACUUAAGACUCCUCGCGAUGCGUGGACGAGUUUGCGGUUGGAGACGUGUCGAGAGAUGGAGCGAGUGACGAGAGAGCCAUGCUUACAAUUCGUGAAAUAUGCAGCGUCUCGUGAGCGGUAUAAAGACCAACAAGAAAAUCAAAAAGUGAAAUGGC
This is a messenger RNA of Cercospora beticola, 1413 nucleotides long. Its product is annotated as class I SAM-dependent methyltransferase. Gene Ontology annotation, molecular function: S-adenosylmethionine-dependent methyltransferase activity. NCBI's taxonomy places the organism in Eukaryota, Fungi, Ascomycota, Dothideomycetes, Mycosphaerellales, Mycosphaerellaceae. The record is from RefSeq and is a predicted model, not a curated record.